AAGGGGAGAUGGCGGAGCUGUGCUACUUUCAAUCUUAGCGUAUCAAUAUUAGAUUCAGCUCACAGUUUGCCAAACAAGUGAUCAUUCUCAAACACUCAACGUCCAUCCAGGAAUGGCCGAGCAAAUCAGCAACGUUAGAUAUCAGGAGCUGGUGAAUGAGGAGGAGCCAGCAGCAGCUCAACCCCCUCAGGAGGAGCCAGCAGCUGUCCUGGAUGCCCCUCCCCCUUACAGCAGCAUCUCAGCUGCCAACGCAGCGUUCUUCGACUACAAGGAGGAUGCAGGCAGGUUCCCCAACCCCCCGUCCUACAACGUGGCUACCACACUGCCCUCCUAUGAUGAAGCAGAGAGGACCAAAGCAGAGACCGGCGUCCCUCUGGUCCCUGGCAGAGUCGUGGAGGAUGACUUUGACGAUGCUGACCAGCUGCGCAUAGGGAAUGAUGGCAUCUUUAUGCUCACCUUCUUCAUGGCAUUCCUGUUCAACUGGAUCGGUUUCUUCCUGUCCUUCUGUCUGACCACUUCUGCAGCCGGCCGCUACGGCGCCGUCUCUGGCUUUGGCCUGUCUCUCAUCAAAUGGGUUCUCAUAGUCCGGUUUUCCACCUACUUCCCCGGCUACUUUGAUGGUCAGUACUGGUUGUGGUGGGUGUUCCUGGCUUUGGGCUUCAUGCUGUUCGUCAGAGGGUUCGUCAACUACUCCCGGGUUCGCAAAAUGGCCGACCCUACUUACGCCACACUGCCCCGAACGAGAGUCCUGUUCAUCUACUGAAGACGGUUUUUGAAUAAACAAAACGUCCCUGAAUCUGGAUAGAGAAUCCUGGUUGUUUUGAAAAGCAUCAUACCGACAAAACAGCAGAAGUCUAAAACCAAACUACUCAGAUAAGCAUCACGACAUGGCAGGAUGGAGAAAAAAAAAAACACAAUCUUGAUGAAUACAACUCUUGUAACAUUCAGGAAUUAAAUACACCAAUUGUUUUAUUUUAUUUUGAAAAAUGUAAUUAAUGGAUAAUGAUAGUAUGUACUCAUUAGUGGCGAAUGUUAAGUGCUAUUUUACAUUUUUCAGUCUGUAAUGUAUGUGUAAUGCCUUAUAUCAUUUGAUGGUAGUGUACUAGCAUGCAUCUGCACCUCAAGGGAUCAGUCUUAUUUCACUAAUGCUUUAUUCGAAGCCCACAGGUGUAAUGCAUUACGAUGCAUUAUAAGCACUUGUCAUAAGCACUUGUACCACCUUUAUGUUCAUAGUAGUCACCAGCUCAUAGUAAUCAUGAGACGGGGGGGGGGGGAUAUUCACGUAUGGUUUUACAAUUUCUGAGUUUGUAAUAAAAACAUUGGCGUUUUAUA
Molecule: messenger RNA, 1332 nt
Organism: Oncorhynchus nerka (sockeye salmon)
Lineage: Eukaryota; Metazoa; Chordata; Actinopteri; Salmoniformes; Salmonidae
Product: NEDD4 family-interacting protein 1-like
Exons: 8
Coding region: 113-763 (216 amino acids)
Biological process (GO): ubiquitin-dependent protein catabolic process; vacuolar transport; positive regulation of protein ubiquitination
Cellular component (GO): endoplasmic reticulum; perinuclear region of cytoplasm; Golgi apparatus
Molecular function (GO): WW domain binding
Source: RefSeq, a predicted model, not a curated record